This is a messenger RNA of Prinia subflava (tawny-flanked prinia), 7812 nucleotides long. Its product is annotated as rho guanine nucleotide exchange factor 6-like. Gene Ontology annotation, molecular function: protein binding; guanyl-nucleotide exchange factor activity. The transcript is spliced from 24 exons. Gene Ontology annotation, biological process: lamellipodium assembly; intracellular signal transduction. The record is from RefSeq and is a predicted model, not a curated record. Gene Ontology annotation, cellular component: cytoplasm; lamellipodium. Lineage: Eukaryota; Metazoa; Chordata; Aves; Passeriformes; Cisticolidae. The coding region runs from base 3251 to 5623 and encodes 790 amino acids.
CACAUAAAGCUCAGUUGUGCCUAGAAUUUGAAGUCAUGGUAUUACCAGUACAAAAUGCCUUCAGAUCCUUGUUUAAAGAAAAAUGGAGGAUUUUAUUCACUUAAGCCGAAAAAGCAAGUGGAUAAUUCUGCCUUCCUACUGUUUCAUGGAGAAUUUAAAAAGAUCUCCCCUGCCAAAAAAGCGUGUUUAUGUAAGUCAGCUACAAAAUACUGUUAAAAAAACAAGAAACCACAAACCAUUGAGCAAUUCCAUCAAAGAAGCUGCAAAACAAUGCUUACUCAUACUGUUUCAAAUUUUUGCAACUCUGUAGUGUUUCACUUUUAAAGGAACAUCUUUGAUUCCAAAGGAGAAAAUAAGAUAAUCCAAGAAGUCUUUCUCUCCAACUUCUCAAAGGCUUAUGGCUUCCUAAAAUAAGUGAAUCUUUAAGCAUUCCACAGCUGAUUAAGAGCAUCAAAUGCCUGUGAAACAGCAAAGAUGGGGGAUAACUUCUAGAAGAUACCACUGAAAUAAUGCUGGUUCAUCUGUGUUGAUGGCAGACAUAAGUGGUGCCUGUACCAAUACGCAAGUUACAGUGACUAGAAGGUGGCAGUGCAGCAGUGGAUAUGCAUUGGAAAAUCGAAGGAUAACAAAUCACAACUGAUAGCACCUGGCUUUUGAGUGUAGUGUUGCCCACCAUUUUCUAGAGGAUUGUGUAAGCAUUCAGGAGUUGCCUUUGAAAGUAGCACUACCGAUCUCUUGGACAUACAUAAAAUUCCUGGUGGAAGCCAACCACUGCCUGCCAUAUCUGGCACCUUCCAACAGUUCAGAAUGAGCUGGUUCAUUGCUCAUUGCACACACAUCCUGCAGCAGUGAAAUAUUUGGGUUGCCCUUUACAUGUAUGCUUGCCAUUUACGCUGAUAAAAAGAGCAAGUUACGUAAAAGCAAGUCUCAGUCCUCUUGAAUACGGAGGACUUCACCAAGAAACCAUGAAAAGUUCUGCUAUAUUACAAUAACAGUUUUGUCCCGACCUUCUGGAUGACAGGAGGCAAGUGUUGGUGUACUGAGACAAAGUUAGUGAUGAAUGCCCAGAAUAAUUAGUAUUCCUCUAUGUACACUGGACAGCACUAUAUCUUUUGGGAGCAGGUGCUUCCUUCAAAACCUUGUCUUGAUUUUGAUGCAUUUUUCCUCUUACAUACAUGUACAUGGGGCAAUGUAUGUGAGAGAAAUCCUCAGGUAUUGGUAUUUCAUGCAGAAAACUCACAAACAAUCAUGGAUAAUAAAAUUUAUAGUGACUUUUGUGAUAGAUGUAAACUGAUCUCAUUUAAACAACCCUCAGUUCAUAAUGAGUAGCUAAAGAAGAAAAAGCAUGCAUACCUUGUCUACAGCUUUAAAACUUUACAUUUAGGAUAAGGAUAUCACUUCAAGUUAUGGGCUGCAGAUUCUAGGAGUAAAUCUGUAGCAGGUGGGUAGAAUUGCAGUAUUUCCCAGGGUAAAUAAGGGUUUGGGGUUUUUUUGUCUAAUUAAAAAGAAGAACAUGUUUUACUCAGAGACACUUGGAUGGUGGUAAAGAUUACUAGUGUUCCAUCUUGGAAAGUUAUUGUUACAAAGUGAUCUCAGUAUCUCUUCUGCAAGAAGGAGUGACAUUCUGUACUAUCAGACUCCUUUUUCAGCAUUAGCUUACAGUCUUGAGUGCUGCUGUUCAGGCUGAACUGGAUCAUCCUACCUGAAGUGUAAUGCCAAAAUGGCAGCUACUGUAAGAUCAUUGCCUGCCUAAAAUCCUAAUUAAUGAGAAUGUACCCUGAUCUACAGUAUUAGCUCAUGCACAGAGUCAAACUUCAUCAUUGAAAGCUACCAGCUGAAAUGUAUUGGUAGAUUCUGCAGCAGACAAAUACUCCAGUGCUGUUUUUUUGUGGUUGAGUAUUUUCCCUCAGCGGGAGAAAAAGUGAAUUACUUAAACAUGUGUGACUUCUAGAAGAACCAUUCAAAAAUGGUUUCUGAAUAUGACUGCUGUUCUUACCUUGUUCCUGUUGCUGUGCUGUUCUAAUGUGUAUGCUCCUAGAAUCACUUGGUAGUUAGGUAUAGGAAAGUUUCCCCCUUAUAAAGCAACACAGUACUAUUUAGUCAUCACUGAUAUAAAUCAGGCUGUAAAUAAGUAUUUAUAACUGUCUUGGUUUGAAAGAGAGGUAUCUGCUAGGAAGGGGGCAGGACCUCCCUAGAGAUGGAGAAUUUGAAUCCCCUCCCUCCAAAUUAUUCUAAUUUGGAAAAUUAAAGGGGCUUUCAGACAGAGGUCUGGGGAUAGGAAUAACAGUUCUUUACUAGUAUAUAUGACAAAACAACAAACAAACAACUACAGCAUUAGUAAUAAACAGAACCAAGAACCUUGAGGGCUUUCUUUCACAAAAGGCCUGGGGCAGUUCGAUCUCAGUGCCCCUGCAGGACUCUGAGAGGCCAAGCUGGAAGGGAGGAAAGUCCCAGGCUGGUGGAUGAGAUGAGGAGCUCUGCACUGGUAGCUGGAGCGGCAGGGGUGUCCCAGCAGGGCUGCACAGUGCAGGGCUACAGAGUAGCAGGAAAGCCUCAAAGCUCCAAAGAAGCAGCGGUGGUGGGGGGGAAGGCUGGAGAAAACGAGCUCAGGAUUCCUGGGUACACAAGCAGAUGACAUUUUCCCAGGACGAGGCAGAGGCAGAGUGAUGGCCGUGAACUCUUCCUGCAGCGAGGGGCAGCUUGACUGUCUUCCUCAAUGCUGAGAGCAAGUGAGCCCCCCUCCCCCAGCUCUCUUUUUACCUUUCCCAAAGCUUGCGUUAUCUCUCCCCUCUGAGUGACACUCCCAGAGACUCAAAAACAAUAGGUGUAGCCUCGUGCUGCCAUGUCCUUCAACUACUCCUCUUUGUUCUAAGUACUGUCAUUAAGGUUUCUUAGAAACUUAUGGGAAAAAAUUCUGUAAGUGAAAAAGAGGCAAAUCUAACCCCCAACAUAGGGGAUAGGGUGCCAGCUGCCACAAGAAGGAAGUCUCUAAGUGAGACAUUUUUGGUGUAAUAACUAUUCAUGUAAAAUACUUGCGUUUUCAAUAAUUUUGCAAAGAUGUAGUUAACAAUCUGCUUUCCCUGUCUUCUACUGAGUGCUAGAAACUAUUUUAACAACAGUUUUUUACCUUAGAGUAACUUCUUUUAUUUCCUAAGAUUUAGUUUCUGUAGCAAGCAGAAAAAAACCAAGAAAAAAAAAGGUAGUUUCACUAGUUUCACACUUGAGAUGCAGCAGGAAGAUGUAAUCGUGGAUGUGGGUUCCAGUACUCUGUUGUACAGAACAGCGCUGGCGGCAGAACUCUGCCAUGAAUCCAGAAGAACAGAUUGUAACUUGGCUUAUUUCACUAGGAGUCUUAAAUUCCCCUAAGAAAAUAGGAGAUGAUUCACAGGGGUUCCUGAAAACUUCUCUGAAAGAUGGAACUGUGCUUUGCAAACUCAUUAAUCUGCUUCUUCCGGGAUCUGAAGAAAAGUAUUGCCUGGAGCCUGAAAAUGAAGCUGAUUGCAUCAGUAAUAUUCAAGAGUUCUUGAAAGGCUGCACACUUCUGAAAGUGGAAGUGUUUGAUCCACAUGAUUUGUACACUGGAGAUCAGUUCUCCAAGGUCCUGAGCACAUUAACAGCUGUAAAUAAAGCUACUGCAGAUCAGCUGUCAAAAAGGCCAUGUUCACAUCUGUCCUCUCUUAACUCUGUGGCUGGAGACCCCCAGAGUGACUCCAAUGGCACAGCUUCCCAGUCAGCAAGGGUGUCACAGAGGCAGUCCAAGCCUGUGGAGAUGACUGAGAAUGGCAGUCAUCAGCUGGUGGUAAAGGCCAGGUUCAAUUUUAAGCAGACCAAUGAGGAUGAACUCUCUGUUAACAAAGGAGACAUUAUUUAUGUCACCCGAGUUGAAGAAGGAGGCUGGUGGGAAGGCACCUUGAAUGGAAAAACAGGCUGGUUCCCAAGCAACUAUGUCAGAGAAAUCAAAUCCACCGAUAAACCACUCUCUCCCAAAGCAUUAAAAGGGCUAGAAAACACUCAGCUGACAAAGAAUUAUUACCCUGUGGUGUUGCAAAAUAUUCUGGAAACAGAACGAGAUUAUGCGAAGGAACUACAGUCACUUCUGGGAACUUACUUAAGACCCCUCCAGUCUUAUGAUAAGCUCAGUGCCGGGGACAUCAUGGCAUUGCUGGGAAACAUGGAAGAAAUCUCUGCUUUUCAGCAAACACUGAACCAAGCCUUGGAAGAAGUUGCAAAGCUCCCUGAGAACCAGCAGCAUGUGGGAGGCUGUUUCAUGAACCUGAUGCCCCAGUUCCGCUCCCUAUACCUGACGUACUGUGCUAACCACCCUUCAGCAGUGAAUGUCCUCACACAGCACAGCGAUGAGCUGGAGAAGUUCAUGGAGAACCAGGGUGCAGCCAGCCCAGGCAUUCUCAUCCUGACCACAAGCCUCAGCAAACCCUUCCUGAGGCUGGAUAAAUAUGUGACCCUGCUGCAGGAGCUGGAGCGGCACAUGGAGGAGGCGCAUGCAGAUCAUGAAGAUGUUUUGAAAGCCUCCACAUCCUUCAGAUCCCUUGUGUCACAAUGCCAGGAGCUGAAGAAGAGGAAACAACUUGAGCUGCAAAUCCUUUCUGAAUCCAUCCAGCACUGGGAAGGAGAGGACAUAAAAAUGAUGGGAAACAUCAUCUACAUGUCCCAGGUUAUGGUGCAGUCUGAGGGAAGUGAGGAGAAAGAGGAGCGGUAUUUCUUGUUAUUUUCCAAUGUUUUGCUGAUGCUGUCUGCCAGCCCACAGAUGAGUGGGUUCAUCUAUCAGGGAAAGCUGCCUUUGACAGGAAUUACACUGAUGAAGCUGGAAGAUGCCCAAGGGAAUGAGCACGUGUUUGAAAUCACAGGGAACAUGAUGGAGCGGAUUACUGUGUCCUGCAGCACCAGCCAGGAAUUGCACGAAUGGCUUGACCACUUGCAAAGGCUGACCAAAGGGACAUGCAGCACCAUCUCCAAAACACAGUCCUGGAGCCCUCAUUCGACAUUUAUUUCAGCUGGGAAGAUCUGUGGGCCUCUGGAACCUCCCAAAAUCCUCAAGCCCUGGAGCUUGAGCUGCCUCCGUCCUGCUCCUCCACUCAGACCAUCAGCAGCACUGAGUUGCAAAGAGAGGAUGUCUUAUAUUUUAAAGGAUUCCAGCAAAAGUCCAAAAACAAUGAAGAAAUUUCUUCCAAAAAGGAAAACUGAGAGAAAACCAUCUGAUGAAGAGUUUGUUAUCCGGAAAAGUACUGCUGCACUGGAGGAGGAUGCUCAGAUCCUGAAGGUGAUUGAGGCAUACUGUACUGGGGCAGGCUUCCAGCAAGCUCUCAGCUCAGGCUCCCGUAAAGACUCCAUCUCCCAAGUCCUUCUUCCUGAGGAAGAGAAAAUCAUCAUAGAGGAAACACGAAGCAAUGGCCAGACAGUCACGGAGGAAAAAAGCCUUGUUGACACAGUUUAUGCACUGAAAGAUGAAGUCAAAGAGCUGAAGCAGGAAAAUAAAAGGAUGAAACAGUGUUUGGAAGAGCUUAAAUCCAGGAAGGACUUUGAGAAGCUGGUGAGAAGGCUGCUGAAGCAAACAGAUGAGUGUGGCAGAGAGGAUAUGGGGCACAAGUCAUCUCUGAUCUCCUGAAUUCAUGGAGAAGCUGCUGGCAGUGGUGUGUGACCUCAGGUGUAUUUUUGGAAAGUGUAACUAGAUCCUUUGCCUCUUCUUGCUCCUUAUUUUGUUGGUUUGGGGUAUUUUGUUACCAAAAAAAAAAAAAAAAGUCAUAGAGAAAAAAAUAGUUUUCCUUCCAUUCAGUAAGGAGAUAAAGCAGAAACAAUCAAUCACAACUGAACCAGUAAGCAAGCGGUCCAUGAUUCACAAUUCAUCUGCAGCAACUAAUACCUCAUUGUACCUGCUACUGGGAGCAAAGACAAACUCUGCUACUGAUUGUUGCUCACAAAGGCUUGGGAAGCAGUUUCCUAGAAGAAGCUUAAGCACUUUGUAAUGCUUUCAUUCUUUCCAAAAGCACCAGUACCUAUUUAUUGAAUGAAAACAUUACUGAGGUGGCAUUGAGCAGAAACUAAAAAAGCACCAUGCCCUUCUUUUCAGAUAAUCACAACUGGGGAAGCUUUUCCCAUCCAUCUUCUUUUUCCCCAUUAGUUGACUGUAGCAAACUAGAACCCAGCAAUACUGUGGUUCCUGUGUGGCCUUGAUACUGAUUAAAAUGUGCAAUUAACAUGAAGAUGCUUGAACUCCUUGGGGAAGCCAGAUCUGGAGCACCUGUCAGAGCACAUAGGAAGGUAUUUUGCACAGUGCUGCCUCCUUAUAGCUCGUGAUUAGCACAACAGGUAACUGCUGUUCUGCCCGCUGUCCCUUUUCUUAUGCGUGAUGUAGAAUUCCUACCCCCUGCUUUGUUUUCACGUUGAGUGUCCAGGUAUCCUAGGAGAUUAUAAUUUUGCUGUGCUUCCUCUUGAAGGACAUGCUUUUCUCCAUAUGAAAUGUAAACACCGCUUGACAACAAAAAACAACCCCAAAUGUGCUGGUACCCUGCUCCCUUCUGCCCACUUUAUGCUCUCCAUCGCUCCUUCCCAAAGGUUGGGAAUGUAGCCAGUGGCCACUUCUCCCCACACCACCCCACAGGGACUUUCUGCUAGGGAAAAGGAACUUUCUCUUGAGAUAGGGAGGGUAUUUAUGCUUUGACAAGAGCUGGAAUGCUCCUGGAGCAAGGAUGUGCAACACCCUCAGAUCCUUGCACAGCUCAAACACAGCACACAGGCAACAUGCAUACGUAUCAGCUCUUAUCUUAUUUGGUGUUAUACCCUAGUUUAGAACUGAUGUUUUCCUUCCUUCCUUCCUUCCUUCACAGCAUUAUAAAGAACCUUCUGUUAAUAUCUUAUUUAUCUCACAGGGCAGCAUGGUCCCAAGGGUGUGCAGAGGCACUACAGCUCAUUACAGUCACACCAUUAUGUUGGUUGUGAAGGACGUAACAGAGGCAAUAAUUACAACUCCCUCCUUGCCAUUAAGAUUUAGCCAGGACAUUGCAAAUGGUGUUUUGGGAGAUGGAAACUACUAAACAUCUCAAGGAGUGUAAUAAGAAACUCUCUUCAAGAUAUUUCUAGGGCAAAAGAGAGGUCUGGCUACAUUUGCCAUCCCCAGAGCAUCCCAGACAGAUGGCAGCUCCCCACAUCCCUCCCUGGGCACACAGUUGAGUGGUUUGGUCAGCAGUCAAGCCCUGCUGUGCUUGUGAAUUGUUUUCCAGGAGCAGGAGUUUUGCUGCAUUUACUGCUGCUCGGGGAGGCCAUGCCCAGACACCUCGGUACUGCCUGGCCCUGCUGCCUGCCUCAAGCUGGGCUGGGGACUAGGCUGCUGAUGUGCAGAACAAACCAAGGGCCACUGGCACUCCAGGGAGAGGGUGGAAAUGUGUCCUCGCUGCCCCCAGGCUCAGUUGAAACCUGUUCUCUGUACAUAUGCAUGCUUGUGAGAUGUAAUGUGAUGGAGGGCACACUGGGACUUUUUGGAUCAAGCGUUUGUCAAGAGCUAGAAGCCAAUAAAAGACAAGAAAAUAAAAUAAAAAGGAAAAGAAGCCAUGCCAGAUGGACAGCAAUGUUUCCACGGACAGCAAUGUUUCCAUAUUUACUUUGUUUACAGUGCUUUGUAAAUGGGUUCCAGUGAGUCUGCCUUUAGAUGGAUGUUGUGUCAGCUGCCUUCCAGUGUAUCUUUGUCAUGUAGGUUUAUUUAUUGUAAACUACUUAUGCAAGUUCAACUUUUCUAACAUGUUUUUAUUUUGAACAGGUUUUUAAUUGACAUUUUCAACAAAUAAAGAAGGAUAAAAGUCG